AUGAGUUCCACCUCCAGCGAGCCUGGCAACGGGGGCUCUGCCGAGCGGUCCCGGCCGGGGCUGGACGCUGUGAUCCAGAGGCUGGAGGACACCGUCCUGAGCCCUGUGGCCAGCAGAGAAGACCGGGCGCUGACCAUGCGUGGGGGAGGCUGGCGGGCCUCACCCAUCCCCGUGCCUGCCCGCAUCCGUGAGAUUGUGGCUGGCAACCUGGGCGAGGAGCCGCCGCAAGGGGUGCGGGAGCCGCCAGCCGCCUCGGCCCACGUGCAGGAGGAGCUGCUGGCCCAGGUGGGGGCCGAGCGGGACGAGCCGGCCGGCAGGUACCGCGCAGUCAGCGAGCAGCUGCAGGCCCGGCUGGAGGCCACUGAGGCUCGGCUGCGGAGGUCAGAGCGGGAGCACAGCGUCAACCUGGAGGAGGCCCUCGGCCGGCUAGAGGCUGCCGAGCAGAGGAGCACCGGCCUCUCCCAGGUGAACACCCUCCUGCGGGAACAGCUGGGACACAUGAAGAAGGCCAACGACAGGCUGGCCGAGGAGCUGGCCGGGACGACGGGCAGCGUGCUCCGUCUGCGGGCGGAGCUGGAGCUGCGGGAGAGGCAGCGCUGGACCCAGAGAGAGACCCAGCGUACUCGCGCGGGGCGGCACCAGGAUGUCCUCCUCCUGCAGAGACAGGUCACCGCCCUCCGUGGACACCUGGCUGAGCUGCGUGCGGCCACUGAGAGGGGCCUCGCUGACAUGCGAGCGGACGCGGCCAGGACGGCCCAGCGCCUGCACACGGCCUGCCUGAACCUCGGCUCCAACCUGCGGCUGACGGCCAGCCGCCCAGCCAGCGCCCUGAAGCAGCAGCUGCAGGACAAGGUGCGGGAGAUGCUGCAGCUGCAGGGCCGCUGGGAUGCCGAGAAGGUGGCACUUCAGGCCAGACUCUGGGAGCAGACGUUGCUGGUGGGGAAGCUCACAGAGCAGAACACGGACAAGGAGAAGACCAUCGCCUCCCUCAGAACGGAGGUUCAGGAGCUGGUGGCGCAGGCAGACGCGGGGUGCCCGGAGCCAGCCUGGAGCGUCAGCCUGAAGGCAGGGGCGCCGAGGCCAACAAGGAGCCCCCCACGGGCCGGUCGCCCCCCACGGGCCUGCUCCCCGGCCGCCCUGGACCCUGCGCUACGGGCUGUGCAGGUGGCCAUUGAGAGGCGGCGGCGGCAGCGGAGCAGACUGCGCCGGCGGCUGGAGUCCUCCGAGGCAGCGGCCGACCGGGCUCCACGAGCAGCUGUCGAGAGCCAGCGGGAGCUGCGGGCCUCGCGGAGGCUCCUGCAGGAGCGGGGGCAGGAGCAGGACCGGGGGCGCCAGGACCUCCUGGGCAAGCUGGGGGCGCAGCGCUGCCGGGGAGUCCAGCGAGCUCCCGGGAAGGUGAGGCUGGCGGGCCGAGAGAAGCCCGCUCUGGAGGAGGUGGUGGAGGAGCUGGGGGGCAAGGUGGAUGCUUCCAGCAUGGGGCAGCAGAGUCCGGAGGCCGGGAACCUCCCGCGGGGGGCGGGCCAGAAGGAGGAGCUGGUGCAGCAGGGCGAGCAGGGCCAGAGGGAGCUGGAGAGCAGUCAAGGGCGCCUGGAGCAGCUGGAGGAGAAGGUCUCAGGGCUCAAGAAGGAGCUGGUGUCGGUCCAGGAGGUGCUGAACGCAGCGCGGCUGCAGAGGGACGUCCUGGAGAGCGAGGGGGAGGGUCUGCGCAGCGCCCUGGCCCGGGCCGAGUCCAGCAAGACCGACCUGGAACUGCUGGUGAGCCAGCUCAAGGCGGAGGGGGUGGAGCAGAGGCGCUCCCUGGCUGAGAUGGCCGCCCUGAUGGAGGGGCUGACUCGCGACAAGGGCUCUCUGAGCCACCUGGUCCUGCAGCUGGAGCGGGUGCUGACCCAAGAGCGGGCGGGUGCCCGAAAGCAGCUGGCGCGGGCAGAGCAGCAGCUGGAGCUCGUGCGGGCCGCGCGGAGGGGCCUGCAGGAGGCCUGCGAUCACCUGGAGGAGGGGCUGGAGGGGCUGGAGGGGCAGGCGGCCCGGCUCCGGCACGAGCGGGCCCAGCUGCAGGAGCAGGUGGGCCAGGUCACAUGCAAGAAACAGGCCCUGGAGGAGCAGCUAGCCCAGAGCCUGCAAGACCAGGAGACCCACAUGGCCGCUCUCCAGAGGGCCCUGCAGGAGAAGGAGGCUUUGUCUGAAGAGCAGGCCCAGCUGCUGGCCAAGCAGGAGGCCCUGGAGAGGCAGGGACAGCUCACAGCUGAGGAGGCAGCUGACCUCAGGGCCGAGAGGGACUCCCUGGAGAGCAGCCUCUUUGAGGCCCAACAGCUGGCGUCACAGCUGCAGUCACAGCAGGAGCAGCUGGAGGGAGAGGCCCGGAGUGCGAGGCUGGCCCGGCAGGCCCUGCGAGUGCAAAUGGAGCAGCUGAAGAGCACCUGGGAGGUCCAGGAGACGAAGCUGCAGGGGGACGUGGGGCGGCUCCUGCAGCAGGUGGUACAGCAGAAGCAGGACACGCAGCUGGCCCUGGAGAGCCAGGCGCUGGCCCACCUCGAGGACCUAGCCCGGCUCCAGAGGGAGAAGGAGACCCUGAGUCUGUCUCUGACAGAGGAGAAGGAAGUGGCAGCACGCAGGCUGGAACAGGAGAAGGAGCUGGUGGCAAAAAGUGCAGCCAAGAGCGAGGCUCUGAAGGAGGAAAUUCAGAGCCUGAAGCAAGAGCGGGAUGAGAGUCUCCUUCAGCUGGAACAUGAGAUGCAGCAGGCCCUGGCUCUGAGGGAAGCGGAGACCAGCCAGCUGAGGGAGGAACUGUCCCGGGCCGCGUGGGAGCUGGAGCUGGUGCAGCAGGAGGCCCAGGGCCGGCAGGAGCGAGCCGAGGCCGCCAUCAGCGCCGCGACCGCAGACCUGAAGGCCCUGCAGGCCCAGUUUGGGGACGCCAUCUCGGCCCGUCAGAGGGAGGCCAGGGCUCUGGGCGAGAGGCUCCGGGAGAUGGCAGCCGAGCGGAGCAGCGCCAGGCGAGAGGCCGAGAGGCUGCGGGCACAGCUGCACGAGGCCCAGGAGGGGCUGGCCGCCCUGCGCCGGGAGCUGCAGGGCAGCGAGGAGAGCCGGGAGGGGCUGCACAGGGAGGCCCGGGACGCCCGCCGGGCGCUGGAGGACGAGGCCCGAGAGAAGGACAUGCUGCGGGAUUCCAACACCGAGCUGCGGGCCACCAUCCGCAGAGUUGAGCAGGAGAAGGCCAGCUUUCAGCGCUCCAAGGAGGAGAGUGAACGGAAGGUGCUGGUGCUGGAGGAGGCCCGGGCAGCGGCCCAGAAGGAGGCCGGCAAGCUGCGGGCCCUUCUGCAGGGGGCAGAGCAGGCACGGGCAGACGCCCACCGGCAGCUCCAGGAGCUACGCAGACAGGUGAUGUCACUGGAGGCCGAGAACCAGAGGAAGAGCCAGGAGCUGCGCCGCAUGCAGCAGCAGAGCCAGCAGGAGGCGCUGGAGCUGCAGAGGCUGGCGGCCGAGGCACAGGCAGCCAGAGAGCGCUCGCAGAGGGAGGUCCUGAGGCUGCAGCAGACGCUGGCGGAGGUGGAAGCCAGGGCCGAGGCCCGGGAGAAGCGGCUGGAGGAGGGUCUCUGCGAGAGCCAGGGCGCCGAGCGGACCCUCCGGGCCGAGCUGCACGGCGUCACCAGGAAGCUGCAGCAGGCCAGCGGCACGGCCGAUGGCCUCCAGGCUCGCCUGGACAGGGCCUGCCGCCGGGUCGGCAGCCUGGAGCAGGAGCUGGCCCAGGCCGAGGGCGCCAGGCGGGAGGUGGAGGCCCAGCUGGGCCGGCUGUGGUCCACGCUCUGCCUGGGCCUGGGGCCCCGGGGACAGAGCCCCAUGGCCCCCCCCGAGCGGCCCGGCUCCCCCACCAAAGGCUCAGAGGGCACCCAGGGUUACCCUGGGCGGCAGAGUGCCAGCGCCCCCGGCCGGUCCCGCUCGCCGCUCCGCUGGCCCUCGCCUGCCCCGGGAGACCGCAGCACAGAGGGGGCCGUGGCCUGGGUGAGGGACGCCCUGAGGGACUUGGCGCAGAAGCUGCGGGAUGCCCAGCGGGAGCGGGAUGCCUGGCGCUGCCAGGUGGGGAGCCUGAGCAGCCAGCUGAGCGAGGCCGAGAGAGAGCGCGCCCGAGCCCAGAGCCACGCGGGGCAGCUGCAGAGGGCGCUGGCCGAGGCAGAGGAAGGCCGGCGCCAGGCAGAGGGUGAGCUGAGCAGCACACAGGCCGCGCGGGCCCUGCAGGAGGAGGCGUCCCCGAGGCUGGAGCACCUGGCAGGCGCGGAGGGGCGGAGGCUCCAGAAGCACCUGGACACGCGGCACCAGGCCCUGGACGAGAGCAGGAGGCACAGGCAGGGCCUGGCCCAGAGGGCGCUGCUAGAGGAGAAGGUCGCCCCCCUGGAGCGCAGGCAAGGGAGGCCCUGCGGCAGCUCUUCCCUCCCGUCCUGUGCCUGCGUGGUGAGGGUGGGGGCCAGGAAGGGGGCUGUGCUCAAGCGGCGGGCAGGUCCCAGGAAGACGGACUGUGGGGACAGGGACACAGAGGACACAGGCUGGCGGGACCUGACAGAGCUGAGGAGGGAAGGGGACGACAUGAGGGCGGGAGCCGAGAAGGGGCCGCGGGACCAUACCCUGAGCCGCCUGCACCAGGAAGCGGACAGGGCCCUGAGGCAAAACCAGCCGGGCUCCACGCGCCCCACUCUUGGGAGUGGGCCGGGGCCCGGGGCUGGGGGUGUCCAGGUCCAGAAGGCAGAGCUGGAGCAGGCCUACGCCCAGCGGCUCCAGGAGCUGGCCACCCAGCACCAGCGAGACCUGGCGGCGGAGGCCGAGCGGCUGCACGGGGCCCACGUACAGGCCGCACAGGCCCUGGCGUCCCGAGAGAGGACCCACUGGCAGCGGGUGAAGGUGCUGGAGAAGCAGGUGGCCAGCCUGAAGGGGCAGCUGGACCAGGAAGUGCAGCAGCGGCGACGAGCCCGCCUCGGCCAGGCCUUCCGGGCCAAGAACUCUGUAAACAUGGGGAAACACGUGGAAAACAUUUCCACCAACUGGAGCCAAAAACAUAAUGUCCCGAAGGGCCCAGCUACCACAUCCCUGCACACAGAGGCGGCAGGACCUCCGUAUCCAGGAACUGCAGGGCCGUCACGGUGGCAGGUGGCUGCAAUGAACCAGCUGCACCAAGACCCCAUCCAUCCUUACGGUGUAGUGACCACGCCGGGUGGGCCUCCGCAGGAGCCGGAUCCUACCUGCCCCUCCAGGCCCUGUGACCUCCUGACCUCAUUCCCGGAGCAGGCACCGCCUCUGGGCCGGCCCCACACGGGCGGCUGGGGACCCACGGAGGAGGAGGAGGAGGAGGAUGGCCCCGGCUGCAGGGCACGCCCGCAAAGCCCUCUCCUCGCCGGCCAGGUCACCUCCGGGGGGCGCGGGGCCGUGGGCUGGGCCUCCCGCCCCUCUUGGCGCUUUAAGAGCCGCCUAAUUUGCAUGGCCCGGCCCGGCCCCGCCCAGGCCCGAGUGACCGCCCGCGAGAGGCGACCGGAGCGCGGCCCGGCCGAGCGGGAGCGGGACUCCGGAGUCCACCAACGGCGCGGCCGCGCUGCCCGCACGCCCGGCUGGCCGGCCCUGCGCGCCACUCCCGACCGCGGCCUCGCUCCUGCCCCGCGGUGA
Molecule: messenger RNA, 5643 nt
Organism: Balaenoptera musculus (blue whale)
Lineage: Eukaryota; Metazoa; Chordata; Mammalia; Artiodactyla; Balaenopteridae
Gene: CROCC2
Product: ciliary rootlet coiled-coil, rootletin family member 2
Source: RefSeq, a predicted model, not a curated record